AUGGUCUUUUCUCGGGGUGAUGUGUCUGGUCAUGACGACCAAACCAUAGAUCACAAUAUUCCGGGCGGCAACAUCGAGAUUGUGACCUGGGAUGGACCUCAAGAUCCCCAGAACCCGUACAAUUGGUCUCUCCGCAAGAAGUGGACGCUGACCGGGCUGGCGGUCUUCGCAACCUUCAUCACUAUGAUGAAUGGCACCAUCAUUACCGUGGCCCACGCCGCGAUCAACGAACAGUUCGGCAUCUCAGAUGCUCACUUCCCCCACUCAUACUGGCCUGUGACAUCCUGGGCUGUCGGCGGAGGCUGCUUCUCUCUUCUCAUCCUUCCGCUCAUGGAAGACUUCGGGGUGCGAUGGGUCUUCCUGUCCACGUACAUCGCCUUUAUCUGCUUUGUGAUCCCCCAAGCCGUGGCGCAGAGCUUUGCGACUCUGAUCGUGACGCGGUUCUUCGCCGGCGGGUGUGUUGCUAUCCUGGCGAAUACCUCGGCCACGGUGAUUGGCAACGUCUGGGACACUGAAAGGGCGCGCAACGUUCCCGUCAGCCUGUAUAUCGUGGCGUAUCUAGUCGGCAGUAGCAUCGGGCCUGUUAUUGGCGCCCCCAUCUUCCAGUUCCUGUCGUGGAGGUGGAUCGGCUAUCUUCAGCUUAUCUGGCUGGGUGCAUUUUUCCCAGCAUACUUCUGGCUCUUUGAGGAGUGUCGUGGGAUCGCGAUCCUAGGACGCCGGGCGAAAGCUCUCCGGCAGAAGGGAAAGAUGGCAUACACUCAACACGAAAUCGACAGCGAGGGGACGUCUAUGUUGCGGAUGGUCGCGCGCAGUGCGGCCCGACCUUUGGUCCUAUUUUUCACAGAGUCCGUGGUGUUCGUUUCGUGCCUGUGGUCUGCGUUCACCGUCGGUACCUUGUACCUGUUCACUCAGUCCGUCGAGCAAGUUUUCUCGGGCCUGUAUGACUGGACUCCUGCGCAGGCAGGGUACGUCCAAGGAGCAAUUGUGGUCGGAGAGAUCGUGGGCUGGGCUGGGACCUUAUUUUCUGGUCGCAUCUAUUUCAAUUCUGCUGCGCGAAAUACUGAAAUCCCCGGUACACCUAUUCCUGAGGCACGACUGUAUCUAGCUAUUGUGGGCGGCGUCUUCGGCAUCGCGGGGGGCAUGUUCACUUACGCGUGGACCUCGUAUCCUAGCCUGCCGUGGAUUGCCCCUGCGGUCGGACUAGCCAUGGUCGGUGCAGGCAGUGUGAUUGUGGUAACUGGAAUCUCAGACUAUGUCGUCGAUGCAUAUGCCAAGUACGCUGCCAGUGCCAUUGGCAUUAUUGCCACAGGGGAAAACAUGUUCUCAGCGUUCCUGCCCCUGGCGGCCAUGAGUAUGUAUUCAACACUCGGGUUUAAUUGGGCGAGUACACUGCUUGCUUUUAUCUCGCUGAUGCUUUCGUUUGCCCCGGUAUUGUUUGUCCUCUAUGGAAGGAAGAUUCGGGCCCGGAGUCCGUUUAUGAAAGAGGCUAUGUUAGAUAAACGUCGGAAGAGCAUCGAUUCAGUUUGA
Molecule: messenger RNA, 1527 nt
Organism: Penicillium macrosclerotiorum
Lineage: Eukaryota; Fungi; Ascomycota; Eurotiomycetes; Eurotiales; Aspergillaceae
Exons: 2
Coding region: 1-1527 (508 amino acids)
Biological process (GO): transmembrane transport
Molecular function (GO): transmembrane transporter activity
Source: RefSeq, a predicted model, not a curated record